UAGGUGGGGACGCAAGAAAUCAUUUAGCUAACGGUAGCUAGCCAAGUGAUUUCACAUAUUUGGAUAUGAAAAAUAUAUAUGUCCUUUUUUUGUCAUCAAGCAUGGAUGCAAGUUAACGAUGACGGGAGAGAAAAAGAAGAAAAAGCGGCUUAAUCGAAGCAUUCUUCUGGCUAAGAAAAUUAUUAUAAAAGAUGGAGGCAGUGCUCAGGGGAUUGGCGAGCCCAGUGUCUACCACGCUGUGGUGGUCAUUUUCCUGGAGUUCUUCGCCUGGGGGUUGCUCACCACUCCAAUGCUUACGGUGCUGCACCAGACGUUUCCUCAGCACACCUUCUUGAUGAAUGGGCUGAUUCAUGGUGUUAAGGGUCUGCUGUCGUUCCUCAGCGCCCCCCUGAUUGGGGCCCUGUCGGACGUAUGGGGGCGCAAGUCCUUCCUGCUGCUGACGGUGUUCUUCACCUGUGCGCCCAUCCCUCUCAUGAAGAUCAGCCCCUGGUGGUACUUCGCGGUCAUCUCGGUGUCCGGUGUCUUCGCCGUCACCUUCUCUGUGAUCUUCGCCUACGUCGCCGACAUCACCCAGGAACACGAGCGGAGCACGGCCUACGGAUUGGUGUCGGCCACCUUCGCGGCGAGCCUGGUGACCAGCCCGGCGAUCGGGGCGUACCUGUCACAGGCGUACGGCGACACGCUGGUGGUGGUGCUGGCCACGGCCAUCGCCCUGCUGGACAUCUGCUUCAUCCUGGUGGCCGUGCCCGAGUCACUGCCUGAAAAGAUGAGGCCGGCGUCCUGGGGGGCGCCCAUCUCCUGGGAGCAGGCCGACCCCUUCGCUUCGCUCCGCAAGGUCGGCCAGGACUCCACGGUCCUUCUCAUCUGCAUCACAGUGUUUCUGUCCUACCUGCCGGAGGCCGGCCAGUACUCCAGCUUCUUCCUCUACCUCCGACAGGUGAUUGGGUUCAGCUCGGAGACAGUCGCGGCGUUCAUCGCGGUGGUGGGAAUCCUUUCCAUCUUAGCACAGACGGUGGUUCUGGGGAUUCUCAUGCGCUCCAUUGGGAAUAAGAACACCAUCCUGCUGGGCCUGGGCUUCCAGAUCCUGCAGCUGGCCUGGUACGGCUUCGGAUCCCAGCCCUGGAUGAUUUGGGCAGCCGGAGCGGUGGCGGCCAUGUCCAGCAUCACUUUUCCAGCUAUCAGUGCCAUUGUGUCCCGCAAUGCAGACCCCGACCAGCAGGGGGUGGUUCAGGGAAUGAUCACAGGUAUUCGGGGGCUGUGUAACGGACUGGGUCCGGCGCUCUACGGCUUCGUCUUCUACCUGUUCCACGUGGAGCUCAACGAGAUGGACGCAGUGGAGAGUCCGGACAAGAACCCCAAACCCAACAUGGCCAACCCCACUGACGAGAGCUCCAUCAUCCCGGGGCCGCCCUUCCUGUUCGGCGCCUGCUCCGUGCUGCUCUCCCUGCUGGUGGCGCUGUUCAUCCCCGAGCACAGCGGCCUCAGCCUGCGGCCCGGCGGCUACAAGAAGCACAGCAACGGUGCCCAGGGCCACGCCCACAGCCCGCAGGCAGGGGUCGCCGAGGGCAAGGAGCCCCUGCUGGAAGACAGCAGCGUAUAGCCCCAGCGGGGUGGGCGGAGAGUUCGAUCCUCCUCAACCAUCCCCGCUUACCCCACGCUCUGUGUGUUCCCCCUCCCGGGCACAAGGGGACGCUGUUUCCCACGAGGGCUCAAGUGGGCCCACCUCUCAUCACCUUCCUCCCUGCCAGUUGGCUGAUGAGACACCAGGUAGGGCCAAUGAGUUGGCUGGGUGAAGGUUCAGAGAGAAAGGGGGCGGGGACCUACCGUAAAGUAUCAGGUGAGGAGGGCGGAGUUAGGGGGCUGAGCCUGUUGUGAUUCUGCCCCCUGCUCCCUCUGGAAUGCCAGGCACUUGCUGUGAGCAGCACAAGGACUCCUGCAUAUUUGGCCUUUGGUUUGGCUGAAGGAAUAUUGCAGUCUUGCUAAGCUAUCUGU
Messenger RNA from Megalops cyprinoides (Indo-Pacific tarpon), 1992 nucleotides. RefSeq names its product hippocampus abundant transcript 1 protein-like. Gene Ontology annotation, cellular component: membrane. Gene Ontology annotation, biological process: transmembrane transport. Bases 119 to 1600 code for a protein of 493 amino acids. The transcript is spliced from 12 exons. Lineage: Eukaryota; Metazoa; Chordata; Actinopteri; Elopiformes; Megalopidae. The record is from RefSeq and is a predicted model, not a curated record. Gene Ontology annotation, molecular function: transmembrane transporter activity.